UGCGAUUCUUUAAAAAUAAAGAGAAAGAAACCAAAAGAAAAAUACCGACGUAGAGAGAGAGAUGCACUCUUAUAUUAUAAAAGAGCAAAAUUUGCAAAAAAUUAAUUUGGAUGCGUAUACGUGUGGUUGGGUGAGAUAAUUAUUACAACCAACUGUUUGUCAUGCAUGCUCUUCGACAGCAUGCGAUCAACAGCAAUCAGCGAUCUUUUUAUUACGCUCUGAGGAUAUUUGUGGUAAUUUUUUUUUGUUUUUUUCGGCGGCGGUCUACUAGCUGUACUAUGAAGCAUCUUUCAAUUAGUUUUUAGCAAGAACUGAAACAAUUCAAGAUUAAUAGAAAAUGCGAGCGUGAGUGAUACCGAGAAAAAAUCGAAAAAAAAGAAUAUUUUCUUUUUGUAAAAUAAAAAAAAUUAACAUUUUUGAAAAAUGUUUAGAAAAAGUCACGUUUAACAGACCGUUGAAAAUAAUCAGGCACACAUGAAUGCCAUAACGCGUCGCACACACUCUAUAGAUGAAAAAGUUACAAACGAAAAAUGAAUAAAGUAUACAUCUUUCAUUACGAAAAGCAAUUAAUAAAUAGAUCAAUAUGCACCACGGAGACGGAUCCACUUCGACAAUUGGCCGUGAAGAGGCACGACGUCCUUUAAUGAAAGCGUACAUGUUUCAACGACGCGUUCUUUUCUCUUGCUCAUGUUUAAUGGUUUUGUCGCUGCUUAUGUGGAUUGUAGCGAUAGCAACUGACCAUUGGAUUAUUAUAACCGGGACUGGUGGCAUUUUUAUACCUGAAACGCGUCGCUUUUUCAUGUCUUCACACUCGGGUCUGUGGCGUUUUUGCCGUUUCACAGUCACUCCAAACGCUUUACCUUCUGCCAACGUUGUGCGUAACUUCACCUCAAUUGCCUAUCAGAAUCCUAGUACAUUGCAUGAAGCCAAAAUGAACUGUUCAAAGUUGGAUUUUAUAGAAGAAUUCAGUUCACUGAUCGUAGAUAAACCUUUAGUUAAUUUUACCGAAACAGCCCGAAAACGUAUGUUUGCUCAUUGGGUGCGGAACGAAGAAACGGAAUUUCAGGCAUUCAAAAAUGCUUUUCAAUCUAUUGUUCUCUCUACAACCGAAGCGCGUAAUGAUUUGGAUCCCAUAGAAGCUAAGCCAAUACCCAUAGAUCCAUUAGACAUACGGAGUAUACAAGGCCUUCGGGUCUUUGGGACAGCUUUACAAAAAGUUUUAGUGAAUUCCACUCAUUACUACUUUGUCAUACCGGAAACUGCUCAGGCUGCAAUAUUUGAAGGUUGGAAUGAGAAACGCUUUGUUCCGAAACUAUUUUGGCCCUUUGCGCGUGACCUAGGAUUACCGGCAUUUGUACUAAACGAUGAUCGUGUUAUAUUACAACUGGUACCACCCAAGCCUCCCAAAAAAGGCAGACAAGCGAAUGGCUAUGAUUAUAUUCCCAACAGACGCUGCAAAUACAUUGAUAUGUUUCCGAAUGCGAACGAAUUGCGUACAGAUCCCGGAUUCGAUUAUACUUUAAUGGACUACAUCAGAUCGCAGGCUUCUUUCGCCUGCAUCACUGUUUUCGUUAUGUGUUUGGGUUCGGUGUUUUCCUUCUACACUUUUAAAAAUCCCCGUUACAUGUUUAAACGUUUGGCGGGCGGCAUAAAUUUGGUAGCUGCUUCGACGGCUCUGGUGGUUAUACAGGUUAUGUUUGCCUCCGUGGAUUAUACCAAAGAGCAUUUAUUCUAUGCUUAUCCCGACGGCGCAGAAUUAACUUACGGUUACGGUGUUUACUUGGCUUGGUUUACAUUUGCGGUCAACAUCGCUUGUGGUGUUUUGUUUCUGUGGUAUUCAGGCAAAAAGAAGGGCAGCAAAGCGCCAACCGACGAAAUAGCAAUGGCUGACGAGGCUGUCAACAUAGGCAGAUGAAUUUGUGUUUACUUUUAUGUACUUACUAGACGUUUUCGUUUUUAGUCCCCGCAAAGAGCACUUCGGAUUUCCUUAAUACCUCUUAAAAGCAUUUGUUUGACUUUUUUCCCCUUCUUUUGUAAAAAACUAAAUUUCUUCAGUACGUUAAAAAAAAUUUUUAUUUACUUUAAAUAUAACAUUUUUAAUGUACUAAAACCAAUACAUCUAAGCCCAUGUUCAUGCAGCACUACUCUCACAACAUUCUAGCUAAUAAUUGUUGUGCUUAUAUCAAAAGUAUAUUUAAUUUUAAGAACAGUUUCAGCUAAUUUAACACAAAAUAUCUUGGGUUCAUGGGAAUACGGUUAAAAAUCUAAACGUUGAAAAUUAUAUUAUUCGGCGGUAUCUUUAAAAAAAAAAUCAA
Glossina fuscipes is the source of this 2315-nucleotide messenger RNA. RefSeq lists its product as uncharacterized. Gene Ontology annotation, cellular component: plasma membrane. The transcript is spliced from 6 exons. The record is from RefSeq and is a predicted model, not a curated record. Lineage: Eukaryota; Metazoa; Arthropoda; Insecta; Diptera; Glossinidae. Bases 584 to 1915 code for a protein of 443 amino acids.